Messenger RNA from Limulus polyphemus (Atlantic horseshoe crab), 3078 nucleotides. Its product is annotated as transcriptional repressor p66-beta-like. The record is from RefSeq and is a predicted model, not a curated record. The coding region runs from base 174 to 2045 and encodes 623 amino acids. Gene Ontology annotation, biological process: negative regulation of transcription by RNA polymerase II. The transcript is spliced from 6 exons. NCBI's taxonomy places the organism in Eukaryota, Metazoa, Arthropoda, Merostomata, Xiphosura, Limulidae. Gene Ontology annotation, cellular component: NuRD complex.
UCAAGGGCACGCCAUGUUGUCCUGGGAAUUGUUUGAUGUUAGUAUCUUAUGUCGUUCAGUCUAUCUUUUACUUUAUAGCGAAAGAAAUAAUUUUGUGCUCCAUUGGUUUCCUACGAAAGAAGAUAUUUGGAUUCACGAGGAAUUGGUAGAAACGUUUAACAACUUAGGUAGUUAUGCAGCGUGAAACGUGUGGCUCAGAUGUUAUUUUUACCCCAGAAAAUGACAACAAGGAGAUAGCAGAGGUGGCAGACCUGUCAAUGAAGAAAAGAAAAUGUAGGGAUGAUGAAGUUCCUGAAAUGAUUGAUUUAAGUAUAAAGAAGAGAAAAAUUGACACGUUACAGGAAGGCUUAAAUAUUGAUAACAGUGCAUCAUCUUUUAGCACCAGUUUUGAUGAUGAAACUAGUGGGAAAAAAAAGUCUUUAAGGUGUCAGCCAUUCAGAGCUGUUCGUUAUUGUGAUUCUUACAAUCAAAACACUGCCAUUGAUCAGGUUCAGCAUGGGCAGCAGGCAAGAGAGUGUGAUUCUCUGCCAGACUCUUCUGAUUCAGAGGAAGUGGAACUUCCGUUACCAACACUUAAAGAGUUGAGUGAAGAAGAGUUGCGAGAAAAAGAAAAAAAAUUGCAUAAGCUACGUGAAGAACUUAGGAAUGAAGAGAUGAAGCUGGUUUUACUAAAAAAACUAAGGCAGAGUCAGACUAUGAAAGAGAACAUGAAUACAGCUCAACCUAUACCAGGAAAAGUAGCACCACCUGUUGGUCGAAGUAUCCAGUCAAACUCUGGACAUUCUGUUGAGCAAGGACAUCACUCUAUUUUGCAUGGCAAAAAUUUUGGACAGAAUUUACUUCACCAGUCACCAUUCACAAUUUCUCAAUUGAUGAGAAACCAAAGUCUUCAAGGAUCAUCUUCAGUCAUGAUGGGGCCUAGAAGUGGAAUGCAUUCAACUUUGCCUGCAAAUGUUAUGCUACAGCAGUCAGUAAUGCGACCAGGAAGUGGAUCACUUUCUCGUACACCUGUAACCACACCUCCUAAUGUUGUGAUGGGUUAUCCAGCACAAAAUAGGUCAACUGGGCAGCAAGUAAACAGUGGUCAUGCACAAUCAUUGCCAAGACCAUUAGCAAGCUCUUCUCCACAGACUACUCAAGGAAAUGAGAGAAUGGAUAAUCAGACUCCUGCCCAAAGACAAGCUGUGGCUAAGCUAGCUCUCCGCAAACAACUAGAGAAAACAUUGCUGCAGAUCCCACCUCCUAAGCCUCCGCCACCUGAGAUGCACUUUAUACCUAAUGCAAAUAAUCAAGAAUUUAUAUGCCUUUUGGGUCUGGAAAAGAUUGUUGACUUCAUGAUGCAGGAUAAUCAAACAGCAAGGGCUCCUCCAGAACCAUUUCUCUGUAUUCAGUGUGAUACUGAUUUUACUCCAGUUUGGAAAUGGCAAGAUACAAUCACAGAGUCAGGAAAGAAACAUCCUGCUGUAAUUUGUGAAAUGUGUGUCACCUCAAACAUUAAAAAAGCAUUAAAAGCAGAACAUACCAAUCGCUUGAAAACUGCUUUUGUCAAAGCUCUGCAACAGGAGCAAGAAAUAGAACAGAGCUUGUCUCAAGUUAUUCCAAGCCCUCCACCUUCUACCUCUCCCUUAACACAAGCUCAGUCUUCCACUUCCGCCCCAACAACAACAGUAUUUUCUAAUCGUGGUACACCUCCACCAUCGUCCCAUAGUCCUAUUCCAAGAAUGAAUGCCACUAAUCCCAGUGCAGCAGCCGUUGCUGCUGCUGCUAAUUCAGCUGCUCUUCUUCAGCAAAUACCGAAGUUAACACCAGCACAGCAGUCUAUCUUGCAGGCCCAAGCACAUCAGUUGCACCAGAUUGCCCAGGGCUUGCCUCACCAACCACAACCUGCUCACAUGAUUCCUUUUAAUCCAUUACUAGCCCAGGCGUAUUCUUACCAAAUGCUAGGAAAAGCUCCUUUCACCUCACCUGAUUUGCAGCGUCAGUAUUUACUAGAUAUGAUCCCUCCACGCUCUCUACCCCAAAGUCCAAUGAAUUGGAAGUCUUGAUUUAAAACAUUUUACUCAUUUUUAUACAAUAGGAGAAUCUCAUACUUGCAUUUCUUAUUUUGACAUUCAUCACUUGUCACUACAACAAAUAAUCUGUACAGUAAUUUCUUGGGUGAUUUUGUACACAUAUUUAUUAACAGUUAAACUAUUAAUACUUACAAUAUGGCAACUAAUGUACUAUUAUUAUUUUAUUUUUUAUCAUGGCUUCUGAUAACUUUGUGCUUAUACUCAAGCAUUUUCUUACAUACUUUUAUUGAUCUUUUGAAGGUAAAAAUGGUAUUUUAUGUAAAAAAAAACAUCUAGAAUUAUAUUGAAAUGUUAAGUUUUAGAAGAUAGUAAUUUAAAAUUCAUUUAUACUAUGGGUGGAAGAAAGGGGGGUUUUUGAUAAAGAUUAUGGAUGAAAUUUCAGAAAUAAACAUUUUUUCAUCACUGGCAUCGUUUUAAAUUUUUACAUGCACUGAAUGUCAUUAAAUUAUACCACAGAUUGUACUUUCUACUUUCAAAAAGUGACAGUUUUGUGAAAUCAGUUUUGCAAUUAUUCACUCUAAUCAUGUAUUGCAACUCAUUUUAGCAGAUUAACGUUAGCCUUUAAAUAAAUUAUUUAGAAGUCUCAAAUUUAUUGUAUCUUAUAUAUAAAUACAAAUUUAAAGGUUGUGACAUAUUGAAGCUACUAUAAAUAAGAGGAAAAGUAAUUACUAGUUUACUUGGUAGUAACAGUUUUCUUGCAAUGAAGCAUAUACUUUGUUUUGUAAAAUUUGUUAAUUUGUUGUUCACGCUGUCAAAAUUGGAUCAAAAACUUAUUUUUUAUUUAAUUUCUUUAACUCUGACAUCAACUUGUUUUUCAGAAACUUUCAGAAAUUACAUUUUUUUGGAGAGGUGAGAACCCACAAGUUUCUAAAUACAAGAUUUAUAUUGUUAGAUAUACAAAGAAAUUAGUUAAUUUAGAGACAUAUUUAUGUUGUUAUAAGAAUGAAGUAUUAUCAAACACAAAACCAUUGUAAACCAGAAUCAAAAUAAAUGAGUUAUCAAUUAA